UCUCAAAAACGAGGAUUUUCAGCCAUGUGUGGGUGCUUUUUCGGUGAAUAUUAAAACAUGGCGGCAAAUUAAGUUUGUCUCUACAGACUUUGUUGGCAAAAGAGGCCUGAACACCUCCCCAGAACGAAAAGCUAGAAAUCGCACUGCUUAUACCCUAUAAAUUUAAGAACAAAUUAAGAACAAUCCAGCCUCAGAUUUUCGGAAAAAUUAAGAACAAUCAGCGUGAACUCAAAUUUACUGGUUCCUUUAAAAAAGUGUGUAUUUUUAUUGAAAGUCGGCCGGGAAAUAAAUCGGGAGGGAGUAGAAAUAGCUCAAAAGCUGCGUAGGAAUAGUCCUUGAGCUACGGAGGCCCAGCGCCAUAACAACAAACAACAGCAACAAAAUGCCAAAAGCCUUUCUUGACUACACUGGUAAAUUCACUUCUGACUUCACGUGAAAAUUAAGAAUUAUGAUAAGGUUUAAAAGAAAUCCAAAAAUCCACGAAAGAUAUAAUCUUCUAACUGCACCAGCCUUAAACUUAGAUGAAGAUGAAAAGAAGCAAGGAGGUGGUGAAGAGUUCGCUACAUUUUUAAGAUCUUUGUCAUCAACAAAGCAAAGCUCUCAGUCAACUGGCUCAGGUGGUGUUGCAAGAACAAAGUUUUCAAAUGUUGGUUCAAAGUCAUUUGACAAUGAAAAGUCAAAGUCUGAUUUACCUGGCUACCAACCAAGGCAAGGGGGUGGUGUUGCUGCAAUUAUGCAGCUCAAAAGCAAGAAUCAAGAGAUCCAUGAUAAACAGCUCAAAGUGAUUGAAGAUCACAUGUGGCAGCAUAAGCAAGAAGAAAGAGAACUGAAACGAAUAGAGGGUGACAUUGUUAAGAAACAACGCCAGUUACGAAAAACUAUGCAGGAUUACGAGAGCGCGGUGUACAAAAAACAAAGAGAAGAAGAAAUACAAGCGCUGAAGGCAAAAGGUGAUCUAGAGAAGAUUAAGCAAGAUGCUGCUGCGCAGGAGAACAGGCUGACGAGAGAGAAAAUUGACAAAAAUAUUUCAAGCAUACAGCGGUCAAAGGAAAGAGACAGAAAAGGCCAGACAUCAAUAAGCUCACAAGAGUUGCAAUAUGAGCGGAUUGCAGAAGAAAUCAAUAGGAGAAGGCUUGAAGUUGAAAGCAUGACGAAAGAAUUUGAGAAUAAGAUGAAGCUGAAAGAGGAAGAGGUGUACAAAUUGCGAAAGGAGUUAGGAGAAAUGGCUAUCAGCAUUAAUAUGGAAUCCCAAAAGCAAAGAACGUUGAAGUAUGAUGAAGAGAAGGCGAAGACAGUCUCUUCAAAGCAAAAUCUACUGGAAAAACGCAAGAGAAAUGAAGAUUAUACAGAAAAAAUGAACGGAACCACUGCGAAGGCUUUGCAGGCCGAGAGAAAGCAACAAGAGCUAGAUAAACACUUGGAUACUACUUUAAACCACAUCUCACUAAAGAUUCGCGAAGAGGGUCGAAAGUUGACUGAUGUAAAAUCACGAUUGCAAAAGAACUCACAGCUACAGCGUGAUGCUCAAAGUGACGCAUUGCAUGCUGCCUAUAACAGACAGGCACUUGACAGUGAUGAGAAAAUCAAGCUUGUAGAUGCAAGGAAGGCAGCCUUACAGAAUUCAUUGACACGUGAUCGAAAGCAAAGGGGCGCACAGAUACUGGACGAAUGGAGAAAUAGGUAUUUGGAGAGAACAAAUGAGGUCAAAAUGAAGGAAGUGGAAGACAGUGUGAAACAUCUCAGUAAAUUUGUAGCAAAACAGGAGGAUAUAGAGCAGUCUCUUUACAAUCAAGUUAAGAGUUCCGAAUCUGAGCGACGAAAGCAGGAGCAGACUGUAGAAGGAAUUAGGCAAGAGCUUAGUGCUGUCAAAAAGGAAAACGCAAGGCUUAUCAAGGAAACCUCCAUUCGAUGCCACAAACGAGAAGAAGAACUGGUGCAGAAGCUUCUUAGAGAGGAGGCGGCAUUGAAAAAGGCGUUGAGUGAAAGAGAAGAAAAGAUUAGAUCAUUUGUAAAACAAAGAGGGUUCUACCAGGAAGAAAAAGAUAUGUUAGCUAAGGAGCAAAAAAUUCAUCAGAGAUUGAACAGAAUUGGACAAAAGUCAGAAUACAUUGACCAAGAAAUGUACGCGUAAUUUGACUGAAAGAUUAUGCAUAUCGCAAGAUCAUUUAAUAGCACUUAUGCACAGACUGUCUCCGUCAUUGAAGAUUGAAGAAUGAAAUAUACCAAUUUACUGUGUCAUCUUCCGUGGUCAUCAUAGGAUAGAAAGUCAGGCAUGUCUCAAU
Molecule: messenger RNA, 2282 nt
Organism: Rhopilema esculentum
Lineage: Eukaryota; Metazoa; Cnidaria; Scyphozoa; Rhizostomeae; Rhizostomatidae
Source: RefSeq, a predicted model, not a curated record